AUGAACAAGGUUCAGGUGGGUGACGUCUCCAUUGUUCCGCCUGCGCCCGGUGUGGCAGCCCAGACAGCGGUAGUCGUGAUGGCAGUCCCGGAGAGCAUGGACACUCAUGGGGAGAAGCGGCUCUCGGCUAAUGAGCUGUCGGUCUUUUCCUGCCCGGGGGGCAGAGACAGGCUUCCGGGGGAUAGUCGAGACAAUUCGCCGAGACAAGAGCCGUCUGUGGCCGCCCCACCGACUGUUCAUCGGACCACAUCUUUUUCAGUUCUGGACAUUUUGGACCCAAACAAAUUUACCAGUAAAAAACAUCAGAACAGGACUGGAAGUGACUACUCCAUCGGGACAGAGAACAGAGGGGGAGAAGACUCAAAUCUAUCAUUAGAUCAGAAAAAUUAUUCAGAAGAAUAUGAUUCUUGUAAAAAAUCAUCAGGAUUACUAAAGGACGGGUUCGUGUACAAAUCAGACGAAUGCGAGAAUGACUUCAGCAGAAGCACUCACACUGACAGCGAGAUUCAGGACGAGCUGUGCAGCGAGGAAAGUAGUGGUGCUCUUGUCGGCAACGUGGACACGGACCUGGGACACCACGAGGAGGACCUGGUAACCCGGAGCUCAAGUCCCGGUUGUCAGCAAACACAGCAGCCCGGACAGAACGGACAGAGUCAGCAAGCCAAACCGAAAAGAAAGCGCUCUGGGUCGGACUCCAAGUCGGGUAAACCCCGGAGGGCCCGGACAGCCUUCACAUACGAACAACUUGUGGCACUGGAGAACAAAUUUAAGUCUACCAGAUACCUGUCCGUCUGUGAGCGGCUCAAUUUGGCCCUGUCCCUCAGUUUGACAGAGACUCAAGUCAAGAUCUGGUUCCAGAAUCGUCGGACCAAGUGGAAGAAACAGAACCCAGGCGCAGAUACUAGCGCCCCGACGGGCGGUGGCGGUGGUGGUCCGAACGGAUCGAGCAAUGUAGGAGGGCUUAGUCCGCUAAGUCCGUCUCCCCCCAUGAGCGGUCAUCUGUCAAUGCACACAGGCUACCCGGGUCACACACCCGGUGGACUUGUCUGUACCACCCAAUUACCCUUUCUGCCAAGUCACGCGGUACUGUCACCUUUCAUGCUGGGAUCUCAGACUUAUGGUGCGCCGGCAUUUUACAGCCCGCACUUGUAA
Conger conger (European conger) is the source of this 1152-nucleotide messenger RNA. RefSeq names its product NK1 transcription factor related 2-like,b (gene nkx1-2b). Gene Ontology annotation, molecular function: RNA polymerase II cis-regulatory region sequence-specific DNA binding; DNA-binding transcription factor activity, RNA polymerase II-specific. Gene Ontology annotation, biological process: regulation of transcription by RNA polymerase II; cell differentiation. The transcript has 2 exons. Gene Ontology annotation, cellular component: nucleus. Bases 1 to 1152 code for a protein of 383 amino acids. Lineage: Eukaryota; Metazoa; Chordata; Actinopteri; Anguilliformes; Congridae. The record is from RefSeq and is a predicted model, not a curated record.